AUGUCGAUCGUACUGUCGACCGACCUCCUCCAGGCCGGACACGGUCAGGCUCCGGUAUGGGAGGAACCGAAUCGCAGCCCUGACGGAAUAGUCGACGACCGCGUGCACUCGCUUCAUCGACCGUCGGAGCAGUACUCAGAACCUGUAACUGAGAGUUCACUGGACACGGAAUCGAUGAGCAGCUGUAGCAACGCCUCUCAUUCAAGCGACUCUGUCGACUCCUGUUCCGAAGAGACUGUCGUCGACUACCUCUGCGAUCUAUUAACGAACUCCGACGUGAAAUACUCCGCGAGAUUAGCCGAGUGCUUCCGGUACGCGGACCCCAUGCCGCCGAUCAGUAAGCGAUCGUUGGCCGAGCUGGAAAUCAGCGCGAUCCGCGACAACGCCAAGUUACGACACGACAUCAACUUCGACCGCGAGCUCUUUUUCCGCCCCAAUCUCGACGGCACCCGCGGCCUCGCGAAGCUGCGGGCCGCCGAGGAAUACUGGCACGCCCUGGCGGCCGAGCUCGAACUUUACGCACUGGUGUAUCAGAGAGAUUGGCCGGGCCCGUCGCUGCGAUCCCACGAUGGCGCGGUCAUCGAAACGGCGGUGCAGAGACGGAUCCCGGAGCUGUUGACCACGAUCCGUGACAUCCUCGAGGUGCUGAUCCCGUCGCGGUCGGCCCUGUUCAAGGAACAGCUGGACGUAUCGAUGUUCAUGCAGAUGGUCAAGAACGGGGUCUGCGAUAUUGUGAAAGUCGUGCAAUGGCUCUCCCUGGUGCUGAAGGAGCAUUGUGCCCCUAUUCGAGAUGAAUGGGUGGACAACAUGGUGGAGAAGAUUCACGAGGGAGUCACCGUGGCGAAUUGGAGGUUGACCGUCAGUGGACUACGCGAUCUCCUCGGCAUACUGGAAGCCAUGAAGCUGGACGUCGCCAACCAUCAAAUCCAGUACCUGAGACCCAAGCUCAUCGAAGACACCGUAGCCUUCGAACAAAGCUACUACCAAACCAACGCCUUCCAACCCUCCCCCUCCCGCCAAUGGUUCCUCUCCUACUGGCACCAACACAUCCACCCCACCCCCCAGCCCACCUGCACCACCCCCUGCACCACCCAAACCUUCGCCCACGCCCUCACCCACCUCCUCCUCACCCCCGCCCUCCCCCUCCCCCCCACCUUCCACCGCGACUAUCCCCGCCUCCUCGCCCUUCGCGCCACCCUCUCCUCCCUCCUCCACCUCGCCACCAGCCUCCGCACCGCCGCCACCCUCCUAUCCCGCCCCCUCCCUCCGUCCCUCCGCCAGCGCCUCCUCGCCGACCUCACCGCCAUCGUUCCCUCCGGCCCUUGGCGCCCCAACAUCCACCACGUCGCCGCCCAAAUCGCCCGCGUGGUGCACCCCCUCCUCCCCGACCCCCUAUCCAUCACCCCUGCCGCCCUCCACGACGCCGCCCACGCCUCCCUUGACGCCGCCUGGUCCCACCUCUCCCACACCCCCGAACUCCACGCUAUCACCUCCUUCCUCACCACCCGCACCCUCGCCGCCCUCACCACCUUCGCCACGGCCUCCCUACUCGACGUCCACUCCGCGUUCGUCGCCCGCCCGCCGAGCAGCACCGUCCCGCCGAACGACCCGCCCCUCCCCGCGUGCGUCGAGCCGUUGUAUGAUGGCCUCGUGGACGUGGCGAGGCGGGUCGCGCCGUUGGCGGUGUUGCACUGGCGGGUGUGGGGUCCGUUGGUGUAUGUGGUUGAGGGGGCGGUUCCGAGCUCCGAUGCGCUGGUUCGGGGGGUUCCAUCGGCCCCGGCGAGGGAAUCUCAUCAUGUGCGGCCGGUGGCGCCGACGACGGCGUUUCCUGCGGGAUCGGUAACGGCGUCCCUGCGAGUGGGGGAGAGGACGGUAGGGGAGCAGAGUGGACGGCAGGUGGCGUUAUAGUGCAUGGAAUUUCGCUGGAGUGGUGUCAGUGUCCCAUCCAUCACCUUUCUGUAUGGACUUUCUUUGUGCCGCAUUGCGGAUCCAGAAGCGUUGCGUUCAGGCCGAGCUUCUGUCAUCCUCGUGAUUGAAGCGCCGGACAUGAUUUAUUUACGGCG
Messenger RNA from Eremomyces bilateralis CBS 781.70, 2063 nucleotides. RefSeq lists its product as uncharacterized. The transcript has 2 exons. The coding region runs from base 1 to 1908 and encodes 635 amino acids. The record is from RefSeq and is a predicted model, not a curated record. NCBI's taxonomy places the organism in Eukaryota, Fungi, Ascomycota, Dothideomycetes, Eremomycetales, Eremomycetaceae.